AUGCUGAAGCAUGGCGUCGUUCGCCAGGGCAUUCGUCGGUGCGCCAGGUCGUAUCUGUCUAGAAGAGGGUAUGCGUCGGUGACAGAUUUGGAGAGUUAUCCCAAGCCUGGAGAGAGCAUACAUGGAUUCACGCUGAGAGAAAUAAAGCAUGUGCCGGAGUUACACUUGACGGCGUUGAGGUUGGAGCAUGACAAGACUGGCGCAGAGUAUCUCCAUGUCGCUCGGGACGACAAGAACAAUGUCUUCGCCAUCAAUUUCAAAACAAAUCCUACCGACAGAACAGGUCUGCCUCAUAUCCUCGAGCAUGUUACGCUGUGUGGGAGCGAAAAGUAUCCCGUGAGGGAUCCCUUCUUCAAGAUGAUGCCGAGAUCACUGGCAAAUUUCAUGAAUGCAUUUACAUCUUCCGACUACACCUCAUAUCCGUUUGCCACGACAAAUCUUCAAGAUUACAAGAAUCUCUCCUCGGUAUAUAUGGACGCAACUCUCCACCCGCUGUUGAAACGUACAGACUUCUUGCAAGAAGGAUGGCGGCUUGGUCCCGAAGAUCCCCGAGCGCCACCAACAGAGGACAAUAUCAAGUUUAAAGGAGUUGUCUAUAACGAGAUGAAAGGGCAAAUGUCCGAUGCUAGCUACCUUUUCUACAUCAGAUUUAGAGAACACCUCAUACCCUCGCUACACAAUUCUGGUGGUGAUCCCGAAGUCAUGACCCAGCUCACGCACGAUCAACUCGUCGACUUCUCUCACAAGCACUACCAUCCCAGCAACGCAAAGAUAUUCUCUUACGGCAGUCUAAGCCUAGCCGAGCAGCUACACUAUGUCAACGAGACUAUAUCCAAAUUCGAAAAGGCCGCACCGGAUUCGGAGAUAAAGAUGCCAAUCAGUUUCUCGGACGGUCCCCUCUCUUUCGAAGUGAUUGGUCCGGUCGAUACAAUGCAACCCCCUGAUCGGCAAUUCAAGUCUUCCGUAUCCUGGAUGGGUUGUCCCUCUUCGGAUAUAGUCGAGACUUUCUGUGUGAGCAUAAUGAUGUCGUUGCUCAUGAACGGUUACGGCUCUCCUCUGUACCAAGGACUGAUCGAGUCGGGCUUGGGUACCAAUUUCAGCCCGAAUUCUGGAUACGAUGCCUCUGCAAGGGUUGGAGUACUCUCGAUCGGGCUAGAUGGUAUGAAAGCUGAAAAUAUUGUGGGGUUGAAACAGACCAUUCAGGCAAUUUUGCAAGACAAAGCCCACGAAGCAUUUCAGCCAAACAAGAUCGAAGGCUACAUGCAUCAACUAGAGCUUUCACUGAAACACAAAACGGCCAACUUUGGAAUGGGCUUAUUGGAAAAAACUCUUCCUGGGUGGUUCAAUGGAGUCAACCCGAUGGACUCGCUGGCAUGGAACGAGAUCAUCGACGCCUUCAAACAACGGAUGAAAGACGAGAAAUAUCUUGAUCGACUUGUACAAAAGUAUAUCUUGAAUAACAACUGCAUGCAAUUCACAAUGACUCCUUCAGAUUCUUACGGUGUCACCUUAGACACACGAGAAGAAGAGCGAAGAAAGAACAUCCUAGACACCAUCAAGAAGACCGCCAGCUCACCCGAAGCCGCCAUAUCUGAGCUCGCUCAACAGGAACUUGAGCUCGUGAAGGAACAAGAAAACGCCCAAGACAAGAAUUUGGAUACCCUCCCGACUCUCCGCGUCAGUGACAUUGCCCGGGAAAAGGAGAGAAAACCACGGUACCAUUUGAAAGUUGGUGAUGUGGAUUGCUUAUGGCGUGAAACCGAGACGAACGGCAUCACAUAUUUCCAGGCAAAGUAUCUUCUAAAGAACCUUCCUAAUGAGCUGAGGCUCCUGCUGCCGCUGUUUACGGAUUCACUGAUGCGGCUGGGCACAAGCACAAUGUCUGUAGGAGACCUCGAAGCCGAGAUUCUUCUGAAGACUGGCGGCAUCACGAUCUCAUCAUUUGCGGCGCCCGAUCCGUGGAGCUUGGACAAAUGCAACGAGGGCCUCUUGAUUGACGGCUAUGCGCUCGAUAGGAAUGUUCCGGCAAUGCUUGACCUCAUCCGUACGCUGCUAUUAGACAUUGACUUCACAAGUCCGGGAGCUAUCGCUGCGAUUCGAGAGCUGCUGGAAUCUAAGGCUUCGGGUGCAUUGGACGCAGUUGCAGAAAGCGGUCACCACUUCGCCCUAACGAGCGCUUCUGCUGCUCUGACGGAAAGAGGGCGGAUUCAAGAUCAGCUUUCUGGUCUCUCACAAAUAGAAUCUACCGCUCGGAUACUAGAAGCAGCCAGACGAAAUCCAGAGAGCUUAGAGCAGGUUAUCCAGAAGCUGCGGACCAUUCAAUCAAUAGCCGUCGCCAACUCAGCCGAUUUGUCAAUGCGUGUUGUAUGUGAACCAGAUUCAGUCAAGGAGAAUCGAGAUCUCAUCCAGAAAUUUCUUGCGCAACUGCCACAGAGGCAGUCAUCAGCGAGCAGUCCAGCUCUGCGGAAUGCUGUACCAGGCUCGUCAUUGUCGAGGCGGGCAUUCUUCGACUUGCCAUUUCAGGUCUCCUAUACAGGAACAUGCCUGCAAACUGCACCCUAUAACUCGCCCGACAAAGCACCACUCACGGUUCUUGGUCAGCUCCUGGUCCACAACUUUCUCCACCCUGAGGUCCGAGAAAAAGGGGGCGCAUAUGGUGCAUCGGCGAGCGCAAGUCCCAUCAGUGGACUAUUUACCAUGUCUUCAUAUCGCGAUCCCAAUCCCCGCACCUCGUUAAGCGUGUUCGAGCGCGCGGGUGUGUAUGCCCGCGACAAGGAUUGGAGCGGUCGAGAACUUGAAGAGAGCAAAUUAAGCAUCUUUCAAGGCAUUGACGCCCCCAGAAGCGUGAGCAGUGAAGCCAGUAAGGAGUUCAUGUACGGCAUCACCGAGUACAUGGACCAGGAGAUGCGCGAGCGCUUACUGGGAGUCACAAAGGAGGCUGUUCAAAGGGUCGCCCAGAAGUAUCUCGUGGAGGUCCCUUCGGAUCUGAGGUCCUUGUGUGUCCUUGGGGAGAAGAAAGACUGGGUCGAGCAGGAUCCGGAUCGUUGGCAGGUCAAGUCCUUGAAAAUGUCUGUCGAGGGCUAG
Fonsecaea multimorphosa CBS 102226 is the source of this 3084-nucleotide messenger RNA. RefSeq lists its product as uncharacterized. Gene Ontology annotation, cellular component: mitochondrial matrix. Lineage: Eukaryota; Fungi; Ascomycota; Eurotiomycetes; Chaetothyriales; Herpotrichiellaceae. Bases 1 to 3084 code for a protein of 1027 amino acids. The transcript has a single exon. Gene Ontology annotation, biological process: protein processing. Gene Ontology annotation, molecular function: metal ion binding. The record is from RefSeq and is a predicted model, not a curated record.